AUGGGAGAGGAAGAAGCAUGCAACGUAGGGCUUGGUCUCGGUAUCGGCAUGGGGGAGUUUCGGCCUAAGAGGGACCUGCAGAAAAAUAAGCGUCCUGUUUGUUUGAAUUUCUCGUUUCCAAUUCACCCGAAAGAGGAAGCUAAUGAUUCAGAAUACAAGAUCGAUGGAUCAAGUUCAAAGACCAUUGACGAAGAUCAUGCUUACAUCAACAACAACAAUGCCACGAAUUGCCCAAGGAAGAAAUUGAGGCUUACCAAAGACCAAUCCACUUUGCUUGAAGACAGCUUCAAACUGCAUAGUACCCUUAACACGGCCCAAAAACUGACACUUGCCAAGCAGUUAAAUCUCCGGCCACGACAAGUAGAAGUUUGGUUUCAAAAUAGAAGAGCAAGGACUAAGUUGAAGCAAACAGAAGUAGACUGCGAGUUCUUGAAGAAAUGUUUUGAAGGUCUAAAUGAUGAAAAUCGGAGGUUGAAGAAAGAGUUACAAGAGUUGCGUUCAUUGAAGCUCGAACAACCACCACCAUUUUACAUUCAACUUGCAAAGCCUACGACGCUUACAAUGUGUCUGCCAUGCGAGAAGGUUGUAAAAGCUCGUGAAAGUGAAGCGAAAAAUUCAGCUACGGCAGCAGCCAUUGUUGAUGUGGUCCUCAAAGAUAAUAAAACCGUCUGCGGCUUGGAUGAUAGGAGUUAG
Molecule: messenger RNA, 693 nt
Organism: Ilex paraguariensis (yerba mate)
Lineage: Eukaryota; Viridiplantae; Streptophyta; Magnoliopsida; Aquifoliales; Aquifoliaceae
Source: the annotation of a GenBank genome assembly